Messenger RNA from Kockovaella imperatae, 4548 nucleotides. RefSeq lists its product as hypothetical. NCBI's taxonomy places the organism in Eukaryota, Fungi, Basidiomycota, Tremellomycetes, Tremellales, Cuniculitremaceae. Bases 1 to 4548 code for a protein of 1515 amino acids. The record is from RefSeq and is a predicted model, not a curated record. The transcript is spliced from 2 exons.
AUGGCGGAACGUCGGUCAAUCUAUGGAUCUGCGAUAACUCUGCAACAGUCUGUGACUGAUUCAUCCUCUCUUCCUUUCCCCAGAUCUCUUUCGACGCCUCCGUCCAGUGGCUCCCCGCCUCUCCGACCAGUCUCUCGAUCAGCUUCGGAAUCAGAGUACCCGUUCCCAGACCGUCAUCUUGCAGGUGUCAGAAAGGUCUCGGAACCGGCUUUCAUCGCGACAAGCACAGCGACGACAUCGUCGACAGGUAUAGACUUUUCAAGCUCGUCGUCCGCCAGUGGUAAACCGUCCCCUUUUGACAUUUCAAAUCCUUUCGACCCGGCCUUUCAGCCCAGACCGAGGGACACCAACGCCGCCUCGGCCCCUGGUUGCCCUAGUCCACUGAGUAGGACGGUAUACAGAGAUAAUUUGAUCGAAUACGAUUCGCAGGACGAAAAUUCACCGCAUACCAUGUCCUCUGCCACUUCCUCGUCUGAUACUGAUGAAGGCAGCAGGAAAAGCGUGGAGAUCAUACCAGAGCACAGGGUAAAUUCGGACGUCGUACAACCAGCCAAUCGAGCUUCGACAGUUCCAGUGGUGGUUCCGAAAACUCGACCAAAGAGCAGUAUUCUUUCAAGAUUAUUGCGACAUUCUGAAAGUGACAAUGGAUCUGAUAGGCCCGUUGAAACCUCUGGCGCCAUGACAUACGUCUCGGAUGUCCCUGCAAGUAUGUCGAAAGGGAGCAAGAGGAAAUCGACGACGAUCACCACGGAUAAAUGGGCCAAGCGGGCUUCACGUAAAGCGCCACCGCCUCCCAUCAUCAGUCAUGAGGAAGAUGGGGAGCCCCUCGCAGCUUUGGGGAUACAGCUGUCCAGGCAAAACGGCAAUGGGAGUGGGUCGCCAUUGCGACACAUGUCUAGCUUUCUGAGACGGAAGAGUGAAGAUGAUAGAGGGAUGACGGGAGACGAAGGGGACGAUGAUGAAGAGGAAGCGAGUUGGGAGAGAGUCAAGGAACUGCCUCGAGUCUGUCUGUUCCCGCCAGAAGAGGACCUCUCUGAGCCCAUAACGCUCUACCCUCCGCCCGCGCCCGUCCACCUGCGUCGUCCGCCAAGUUUGAUUCUUGCGCGAGAAAGGUCAACUCAAAACUCUUCCCGCUCAUCAUUGUACUCUAACCCGAGCAUCGGUGCAGGAUCCGGAAGAGACAUGUGGGGCGGCAUGUCAGGAGGUUUCUCUAAACCGCCUCCAGUGUUCCGACGCCAACUACCAAAGAGGGGAAGUACACUUCCCGAUGGAGUCAUCAUGCCAAAGAGGAGAGAUCAAGUCGAAAAGGAACAUCAAGAAUGGCGGAUGAGCUUGAUCAAUCAGGAAAUGGAUGAAUUCGACAUGGCAUGGAAAUCAGCUCAAACGCCUCCCAUGAAUGAAGCUUCUCCUCCUUCUCGACUGGUGAUUCGACAACAGAGUCUCCCUGUGGAUACUCCGGAGCCUCAGACUAGUCCAGAAGUCGUCACUGCACCAGCAGAACCGGUCCAGCCUCCUGCCGAGAUGCCCGUUCCGUCACCGCCUCCUCGUGGGAUCUAUGAUCAGCCUGUCGUGCUUGAUUGCGCAGAGAGAUCGACCUCUGUACCUCCUUCCAUCGACUUUGGAGCCUCACCACCGCCCCUGGAGCUUGUGUCUCCAGGCAAUGCAGAGCUGACAACGGAUAAGCCGGCGCACACCGAGAUGGUGGACACGACUAUCUCUGGGCCGGUGGGGCACAGCGCGCCGCCUCUGUCCGCUCCCUCGGCAACUUCUUUCGUGCAACCGGCCACCUCCAGCGAACGACCGCUUUCAUCCCUUGAGCGCGUGCGUCAAGCUGCUGCGCCUCCACCCAUGCAACGCCGGGUUUCUGAAGAGUCGAAGGAGACGACCUCGACGUCUUCUCUCACUUCUCGAUCCAGCUCUUCCAACACUCGUAACAGACGAUCAAUGUCCUUGACGUCGUUACUGGCUUCCAAGUCGAAAGAAGAACCUCCGCCACCUGUCCCUUCUGGCGAAGCCGCCGCUGCACCCGCACCCAAACUCAUAAAGAAGCAGAGGAGUUUGAAGCGUUUUUUCUUCUCUUCUGAUAAUCUCGCCAAGGAUGGGACCGGAGAGAAUGGAUCUGUCCCUCCACUACCAGUGCGUGAUCGCGAGCAAGAUUUGGCGCUAGCGAGAGAAAAGGAACAACAACGUGAUCGCGUCAAGGAGAUUGCAAGCGAGAUGAAGGACCGAGAGAAGGCGUUCGACAAGGAAAAGCAGCGAGAAAAGGAACGAAGCAAGGAGGAAAAGCAGAGGAUGAGAGCAGUCGAGUCGUCAUCCUCUACCGUUUCCUCAACGUCACGCAAGACAACUCGAUCCAUGUUAUCUCGACCCAAAUCAAAACCGAAUUUACGUAUCGAUGUCAAAGCCACCACGGUGCCUCCACUGCCAUCUCCUUCGAUCCCGCCCAUGCCACACUCUGCACCCAUGUCGACAGCUUCAUCCUCUGCUUCGUCUGAGUAUUCUCAGACUCCGCCAUUGUCGUCGUCUCAUCCCUCCCUGCCUUCUACCAAAGGGACCACCAACAAGUCACCACCCGCUCCUCAAAGCAAUUCGUCAUCUCGUGGUCUCACCAAACGAUUCAGUCUUACCAACAUGAGUAGCGCUUUCAGAAGAUCACGAAAGAACCUCGUAGUGGUCGAUGCUCCUCCUGUGCCUCCGGUUCCUCAGGUUCCAGACUUACCAGACGUAUACAAGAAGGAAAAGGCUACAAAGUCUAAACCUUGGCAAUCUCUUUCAAAGCACUCAGCUCCACCCGUGUCAAAAGGUCACGUUCAAGCUUUACAGCAGGCAGCAUACGCUGCGCCUCAGGUGGCCAGGACUAGCUCGGUCCCAAUGCCCUCGAGCUCAAAGCUGAUCAAAUCGUCCUCUUUGCCGCAUGUCGAUUUUGGCGCGGAUCCAACUUUCCCCGAUAUGAAGGAUUUCAGCGGGCUAAGAGAUGAGCCUGUACCGGCAUUGACAGUCAAGGAUGAUCUUGAAGGAUCCGUCGACUGUCUGACCACGUCGGUGGCUCCAACCGGUGCGAAGCCAAUCAGCGUACCUCCAGCUGCGCAAGUUUCGCCCACCGCUUCCAUGUUCUCUGACUCUUCUUCGACGUUUGAGCUAGAACAAGAGCUAGACGAAGCUCAAGUCGUCUUGGUUUCUCCACGGACUCGAAGAGACCCCGCAGUCAGCCUCCAAGCCGUCAUGGGCAUCACACCUGGAUCCCGCAAACAUCAUUUUGUCGAAUCUCCCGAGGAAAAGCGAAGGAGCAUGCAAGCUAUCGUUGUUGGACCCUUAUUGGUACCUCUGACUCCGCCACCUCAAGAUCGUCAUCAGAUCCUUGGCGCUUUACUUGCUGAAUCUCCGACGUCUAUCCACCAGUCGACAGUCGAGAGCGGUGGGUCCACAUCGCCUUCGCCACCAGUCUUCCAUCGAUUGGAUUCACCACAGAUUCAAAUUGUCGAUCCAACUCCAACGCAAUCGCCCCAGUCUGAAAAUGAUGCAGACGACGGGCACGCCACGAUAAUGAGUCUCCGUCAAGGGAGUCCAGAGAUCAUUGUGACGACCGCCGUGACUAAGCGAGGAGGACCAUCACAAUCUGAAUCGGAAACUUCCCUGGAGUCUCUCGGUCGAUCAUCCGUUUCAUCUGAACCUUCCGAUUUACCUUGCGUCACGCCAGCUUCGCCAAAUUCAGAAUCACUCCAUUAUCCAGCUUUGAUCACGGCUUCGCUCAUCCCUGAUGUCCCGAGUUUAGAUAUCGGAUCAUCGCCUUAUCAAGUGACGGAUCUUCCUGGUGGCAUCGACAGUCCACUGAGUGCCAUUCAGAGACAUGGAGCGGCAACAGGAGGAGCAGAUGAGGAUCUGAUAGGACAAGCAGACGAAUCGCAAGAGCCGCUGUUGGGACCUGAACUUGAGUCAGAAUUUGAGGAAGAGGAGUCUGAUCUCGUCAUUGUUCAUCCAUCACCUUCGCUCAACAUUGCCGUCUCGCCCGUUGGCUCCCCAGGCAUGACGAGCCCCUCGACGACAACGGCGUCCUCUGCUGCUCGCGUGUCGGGCAAAUGGAGCCCUGAUACAAGUGGCUUGUUCAGGUUCUUAUCUGGCGCCAGUGAUCGAAACAGCCCUCGAUCCAUUGCGAGAGCUUUGAGACCAAAAUCUCUGUCAUCGCCCAAAGUCACGUCGGACAGUGCGUCCAAGAGUAGCCCAACGAGUGUAUCCAUGAUCAGAGGCGAUAGCGACAGCAGUGAUGCAACGACGAACAGUAUAGGAUUGGACAUACAUAGCUCAAGACCUUCUUCUCCGCUUUCGUUCCCUAUCCCACCGCCGCCGCCGCCGCCGCCGCCGCCUCCACCAACGAUGUCUGGAUCUGGCGACGCGUACACUAGUCUGGCUGCUGGCGUUCAGCUCAAAUCACUUCAUUUCGACUCGCUCAAUUUGGAUUUCGAUGGAUUCGACUGGUCAAAGUCGAGUAUCGGUGUGAGGGGUAUAGGCAUAGAUGCGAUGGAUGAUUCGGCGUUGGAGGAGGUCAUGUGA